CGCGUCCUGUCCGGAGUGGUGCGCGCCCAGACCAGGGAUGUACAUGCAGGUGGAGUCCCGCACCAGCUCCUGCCUCCAUCUGAAGAGGGCUCCAGGCAUCAGGUCCUGGUCUUUGCUUGUUGGAAUCUUAUCGAUUGGCCUGGCUGCUGCCUACUACAGUGGAGAUAGUUUGGGCUGGAAGCUCUUCUAUGUGACAGGCUGCCUGUUCGUAGCCGUGCAGAACCUGGAGGACUGGGAGGAAGCGGUCUUCAACAAGAACACCGGGCAGGUUGUCCUGAAGACAUUCAGCUUGUAUAGGAAGCUGCUGACUCUUCUCAGAGCCGGCCACGACCAAGUGGUGGUCCUGCUGAAUGACAUCCGGGAUGUGAACGUGGAGGAGGAGAAAGUCCGGUAUUUUGGGAAGGGCUAUGUGGUGGUAUUGCGGUUUGCAACAGGCUUCUCCCACCCCCUCACACAGAGCGCAGUCAUGGGCCACCGAAGUGAUGUGGAAGCCGUCGCCAAGCUUAUUGCCGCCUUCCUGGAUCUGCACCGCCUGGAGAGUCCCGUGGAGCUGUCUCAGAGCAGUGACAGCGAGGCUGAUGGCCCGGAGAGCCAGAGCUAAUGCCCGGAGAGCCCCUGGCCUUGGUUCCAUGGGCCACUGGCAAGCCUUCCUCCAGCGCCCGGCUGUGUCUGGCCCCAGGGUGGGACCCUCUGCCAUUCCUGCUGUUUGCUUCUGCCCUCUGAGCAAAACCACAGGA
Messenger RNA from Lutra lutra (Eurasian river otter), 737 nucleotides. RefSeq names its product cytochrome b-245 chaperone 1. The transcript has 6 exons. Lineage: Eukaryota; Metazoa; Chordata; Mammalia; Carnivora; Mustelidae. The record is from RefSeq and is a predicted model, not a curated record. The coding region runs from base 38 to 601 and encodes 187 amino acids.